AUGGACCUUCUAAAUCACCGAGCUAUACCCUAAGAACCAAUGGAGGAACUUACUAUCUAGUCUCUAAUGAAUAGAAUUGCUUUAAUGGAUUCUAAUAAUUACUAUGGGAAUACAGGUGUAGGGGAACGCGAGGGACGAAUAUUUAGUCCAAUAGUUAGAUAAAAGAAUUUCGAUCUUGGUCAUGGCAUUGGUAGAUCUGGUGAUGUAAAUGCAUUAUAGCCUAAAGCCAUAGGGUCAUCUUUAAUAGUUAAGCUGACUAAAAAUAUGACUAUCAAUGCAAUGAAUAAAAUACUAGGGUACACAUCAAUUAAAGAUGCAUUAAUUUUGCCUUUUGCUACUGGAAUGUCAUUGACUGUAACCUUAUUGACUAUAAAAAGUCUUAAACCUUAGGCACAGUAUGUGAUUUUUCCAAGAAUAGAUUAAAAAACUUGCUUGAAAUGUAUUUAUACUGCCAAUCUAGUACCCAUUAUUGUUGAACCAAAAUUGGAAGGUGAAGAAUUAAGAACAAACUUAGAAGAGAUCAAGAGAAUUAUGGAAGCAGAAGAAUAUAAGGAUAAGAUAUUAUGUGUUUAAACUACAACAAGCUGUUUUGCACCAAGAGCUUAUGAUUCUAUAGCAGAAGUAGCUGAAAUCUGUAGGAAAUAUUAGAUUCAUCAUGUAAUAAAUAAUGCUUAUGGGUUACAGUGUACAAGAGUUGCAAAUGACGUAUGCUCUGCAAUACAAAAAGGGAGAGUUGAUGCUCUUAUUUCAUCAACCGAUAAAAACUUCAUGGUUCCUGUUGGCGGUAGUAUUAUAUACUCUCCGAAGAAAAAAGAUCUCAUAGACAAAAUAAAUAAAUUUUAUCCAGGUCGAGCAUCUGGAGGCCCUAUAGUUGAUUUGUUUAUAACAUAUCUUCAAAUGGGUGCAAAGACAAUGAAAUAACUUAUCAAAUAAAGAAAAGAAAAUUUUGAAUAUUUGAAGACUAAGCUCAAUACUAUUCUACUAAAAUAUAACGAAAGAAUCCUUGAAACUAAGAACAACAAGAUUUCAAUGGCUGUUACAUUAAUAAACUUGAAUGAGAAAGUAUUUAAGCCAAAUAACAUUAAUGCCACAUUUUUUGGAAGUUACCUAUUUUCUAGAAGAGUAUCUGGAGUACGAGUAGUAAAUUCAUCAAAUGGUAAAAGAAGCUAGCCAAUAGGCGAGAACACCUUUUUAAAUUAUGGAAGUCAUAGUGAGAAUUAUCCAUUCCUCCCAUACUUUACCUGUGCAUCUGCUAUUGGUUAAAAAAAGGAAGAGAUUGAUGUUUUUGUUAUCAGGCUUUAAGAUGCUUUUGAAAAUUUCUUAAAAAAUGAUCCAUAAAUGAUUAUUGUCUAGGAUACUUUACUGCAAAGAUUGAAUGUUUAAGAUGAAGAAUAAUCUGCUAAUUAGGAAGAAGAGAAAUAAUAAUGA
This is a messenger RNA of Stylonychia lemnae, 1428 nucleotides long. Lineage: Eukaryota; Ciliophora; Spirotrichea; Sporadotrichida; Oxytrichidae. The record is from the annotation of a GenBank genome assembly.